Pelobates fuscus (common spadefoot toad) is the source of this 933-nucleotide messenger RNA. Its product is annotated as olfactory receptor 5M5-like. Gene Ontology annotation, cellular component: plasma membrane. NCBI's taxonomy places the organism in Eukaryota, Metazoa, Chordata, Amphibia, Anura, Pelobatidae. Gene Ontology annotation, biological process: G protein-coupled receptor signaling pathway; detection of chemical stimulus involved in sensory perception of smell. The record is from RefSeq and is a predicted model, not a curated record. The transcript is spliced from 2 exons. Gene Ontology annotation, molecular function: olfactory receptor activity; G protein-coupled receptor activity. The coding region runs from base 1 to 933 and encodes 310 amino acids.
AUGGGACAUGUACAGAUUGGCAAAACUGUGACAGAAUUUAUUCUUCUCGGACUCUCUGAUCACCCCAAAACACAAUGUAUCCUUUUUGUAUUUCUCUUGAUAGCUUAUGUAAUGAUUUUAUUUGGAAACUUUUCUAUUAUAUUUCUAUGCCUGACAGACAACAAUCUGAAGACCCCGAUGUAUGUUUUCCUUUCCAGUCUCUCUCUUCUUGAUAUCUGCUUUGCAACAUCAACUGUCCCUAGAAUGCUAAAAGAUUUGCUGUCAGUCAAGAAAACAAUUUCAUUUGAAGAAUGUGCAGUUCAAAUGUUUGUUUCACUUUCUCUUGGGGUUUGUGAAUGUAUUCUGCUCGCUGUAAUGGCUUAUGAUCGUUAUAUUGCUAUAUGCAAUCCUUUACGUUACACCUCAAUCAUAAGCAGAUCUGUUUGUAUCAGAAUAAUUCUUGGUAAUUGGAUAUUUGGAUUUGUUCAGUCUAUCCCUGUUGUUUUAUUUACAUUAAAUGUAGAUGUUUGUGGACACAAUACAAUUAAUCACUUUGUCUGUGAAGUCCCAGAAGUCCUUUCACUUGCAUGUGCAAACCUAUUUAUUAUUGAAUGUUUUCUGUUUUUUGCUGGUUCUUUUAUAUUGAUGAUACCUGUUGCAUUCAUUGUGAUCUCUUAUAUUAAAAUCAUUAUAACCAUAUUAAAUAUUGCAUCCUCUGCUGGACGACAGAAAGCUUUCUCCACCUGUGGAUCUCAUAUGAUGGUUGUUACAUUAUUUUAUGGUACAAUCAUUGCUGCUUAUAUGAAACCUCGUUCAAUCUCUUCACCAGAAACAGACAAAAUUAUUGCAGUGUUUUAUAUAAUUGUAACACCUAUAUUAAAUCCCUUAAUUUAUACACUUAGAAAUAAAGAUAUAAAAGUAGCUAUAUUUAAAUGCAAAAGCCAAUAUUUCUAA